Messenger RNA from Prorocentrum cordatum, 1415 nucleotides. The record is from the annotation of a GenBank genome assembly. NCBI's taxonomy places the organism in Eukaryota, Dinophyceae, Prorocentrales, Prorocentraceae.
AGCCUCUCUAUUGCCCAAGUCGAUCCAGGGCGCGCCCCCUCUACCGUUGGCAGCGGGAGGCAGAUGAAGUUUCCUGGUCGGACCCGCUCAUUCUCCAGAUGGGGUGCGGCUGCAGCAUCUUGCGCCGUGCUGCAGUCCUGGUUCACCAACGGCUUGCCUCUCCAGUGGAUCACGGCGUUGCCCCUUCUUCGACGGCCUGGACUGACCGUACACCCGUGGGUGCAUUGGACUCCGGUGCCUGAGGCCGCCUGUACUAUCUUCGUGGCGAAGAUUGUCAACGCCUGAGGCUACCCGCCAGACCGAGCUCACUGAUUGCACGGUCGGGAGGGCCAUGGCGAGAUUGCCCAGGGGUGGUCGGCAUCUACCACGUUCCACGUCAUCGAAGAGAGCGUCGCGCACUGGGCGGCGGCAAGCUCCAGAGCGCCAGCUGGGGGCCUUCGGUGGCGCUGCAACGUGGAGCCUGGAGGGCGCGGGCCUCGAGCUCUUGCCCUUGGGUGCGCCCGACGACGGGCUCGCGCAGCUGGCCCUGCGCGCUGGCCAGGAGAUGGCCCAGAUUGCGGAUCGCUUCCGCCACAUCGCGAACGGCGACGGCAGCCGUGGCAGGCGCCAGAGCUACCUCCGCAUGCGGCAUGGGCAGAGGGCGCCCAUGAGCAUGACGGCUGCCGAAGUCUUGGAGGCUGCCGAGGCUCUGGCGCGCGAGCGGCUGGGGCCUCGCACGGUGCUCAACGAUUGCGUGGUCAUCGGGGACUUCGAACCCAAUCUGCCACGGCAAGAGCUGCACCGGGACAUCCGGCGCGAGGCCGUCGACUCCACCACCUAUGGCCUCUUGGUGCCCCUGUCCGACGGCGCGCGCCUGCAUGUGGUGCCCGGCAGCCACUCCCCGCGCGACGCCUUGCGCGGGACAUUCAGGCAUGACGAGGUGGUGUGCGUCGACGUGCCCCCAGGCUGGGCGGCGCUAUGGGACGGGAUGGUCGUGCACGCGGGGGACGCGGCCGCGGAGGGAACGACCCACAACAGGCCCAACCGCCUCCGGCUGCACGCUUACGCGGAGCAGCCGGGCCAGGAGCGCCCUUUCGACGACAAGGGCGACCGGUCCAUCGUGGAGCUGUGGUGAACCCAGCUGGCAGUGCACAGGAGAAAGUAGUGGCACGAGGAGUAGGGCAGCUCACUGCUGCAGGGCCUGAAGUUUUUAAUAUCUGGCCUUGUUCCACGCAGCAGAGAGAGGAGGGCCUGACAGGCCCGAAGACCCAGUGAAUGAUCCUUGCAUGUGUUCCACACCUGUCCUCGCGCAUGUUCUCGGACCUUUCGCGCGCGCUCCCAGAAAAUGGAGAGCAGCUGGUAUGCGCGCACGUGUGUCUACGUACGAUGUUCAUUGCUUGUGGAUACACACUCGCUCUCUCUCUCUCUCUCUGUCU